This is a messenger RNA of Guillardia theta CCMP2712, 3582 nucleotides long. RefSeq lists its product as hypothetical. The coding region runs from base 1 to 3582 and encodes 1193 amino acids. Lineage: Eukaryota; Cryptophyceae; Pyrenomonadales; Geminigeraceae. The transcript is spliced from 3 exons. Gene Ontology annotation, molecular function: GTP binding. Gene Ontology annotation, biological process: lipid metabolic process. The record is from RefSeq and is a predicted model, not a curated record.
AUGGAAAAAGCCUUACACUGGUCCCACAGCAAAACAAGGCUGCAGCGAUACCGGGAAGAGCUCGAGAGUCAGGAUCUGAGGAUACUGCAGGACAUGUGCAAAUCAAGGAGCUUGUAUAAGAAUUUAUCAAACAGAAGCAAAAAGGAGUCGAUCGACCUGCUUGUAGAGGCCCGGAAGAAAUCCUUCCAAGUUCCUCGGAGAGUUUUGCUGCUCGGAGAUACUGGCUCGGGCAAAUCGACUCUCGGUAACUUUCUUCUCACGGGGAGGCUGGACAAAGGGACUGAACCCUUUGCGACAAGCGGAUCUUAUGCUUCGCAAACGAAGAUUUGCGAAGAGAAGGAGGGCUAUUAUCUCGGGGAUGAGAACAACAUCAAGAUUUGUGUUUGCGAUACACCAGGGAUAAACGACUCAGAUGGGAAGUGCGAAGAUGAACAGAACUUCGAUCGCAUUCGUGAACACAUCAACAACAAUGCCUUUCACGCGAUUUUACUGGUCGUGUCCAAUGCUCGAAUGGAUGGAGCUUUGCGGAGAUUGAUGUCCUUGGUAUCAGAAGCGAUGAUGGAGGGAGAAGAUAAGACUCUGACGAGGUUGUGUAUCAUCCGUAACCAAUUCUCAUUGGGCACUAAAGAAUUGAGGGCAAGAGAGCGUUUUCUUGAACAAGCUGCACGUGACAACCUGCAUGCUAUGGUCCAGGAAGCAGUUGGGUCACCAAUCAUGCAGAGACAGCUGCAAGCAGAGGCCCAGAAACAUUGGUAUAAGCAGCAACUGAAAGCCUUCCUUCAGAGAGACGGAGGGGAUGGAGGGAUCCAUACAGUCCCUGCACACGUCGUUGAGUCGCUGUGCCAACAGCAAAUGCUUUUCCUUGAUUGCCACUAUAUUUAUAGCGAUGACGAGACAGAGAAGAAGCUGAGCAGACAUCAGUUCGAAGAUCUGCAUGAAUGGUUGAGCAUCUGGUCUGAGUCAAUCAAUUUUCGCAUUCCUCAGACGAUAAGAUUCCAUGACCUCGUGACUAUACAUGCUCAGCGCAUCCUCGAUUGGGAGAAGCAGCGUCAGGAGGAGCGAAAACAACGCGAGAAAGAUAAAGUCAAGUACUUGAAGCAAAGGGAAAUCCAAAUGGAAAAAAUUUCGCACAAGCGUGCGGUUAAAGAUCUAUGCUGCGCAAGACUUUCAGCAGAGAUAUAUCGAGAGCAAAAAGACUUCAAGGAAAACCUAGAAAAAGAAAAGAAGUUUGCGCUGGAGUACUUACAUGUGGAACAGAAUCCGUCAUUACCAAGCUUUGCAAUCUUGCGAAAAGAUCAGAAUGUGAUUGUUGUGUUUCGAGGUACACCCAAUCCGACGCUUUCUGAGAUUUGCUCCAACUUUGUCAUCCCAACAUCAUCUCGAAGCAUCGGAAGCUCAAAACAGCAUCAAGUUGAGAUGCAUGACGCCUACAGCAAGCAGCUGUACGUAGCAAUACGAGAGAAGGGCGCGGACUACCACAAAGUCUGUCAUGAGCUUAUUGCCGAGAAGCUUGAGAAGAUGAAGUUUGUGAGGUUGGUUUACUGCGGACACUCUGAUGGGGGGGCACUUGCUCUUGCAUGCGCAGCGUUACAUCUGUCAACGAGUAUCAAAGCGGACUACAAGGAGGUUGUGACCUUCGGGGCUCCGCUGGUGCUGGGGAAGGGCAUGACGGAGGAGGCGUUGAAGCCGCUUGAAGUCCGCAACUACGUGUAUGGCUCAGACUUCAUUCCCAGGCUUCUUCGGCUCAGAAAUGGCAGCGAUUCUGUCACUCCCAUGGCACUGCAAGGAUUCAUUGUAGACUUCGCUGAAAGCAAAUUCACCACGGAAUAUCAAUGGAGCCUUGAUAUGUCUUCAGUAUCGGGCAUUGCCGUUGCCGGCUCUGCAAUGGCCGUGGAGGGUUUUAUGGCAUCUUCUCUUUUGUUUUUGGGAGGGGGAGCUCUGUUCUUAGGUGCGGGAGCAGCAGCUGCUCAAUAUAUUCACAGACGAAGGGUAAUGGGUACAUACAGCACUGACUCUCUUAUGUAUUUUCUGGACAAAGCUGGCGAGUUCGGCCCAUGCGGAAAAACCAUAACAAUAUCUGUAGACGAGAGUGAUCUAUCUACCAUCCCGAUGGGUUCUGUCACAAGCAUUGAAUCGAAUCAUCGUGCAAGCACAUAUGUUUCAGAAGUAGAGAAACUUACUCAAAUCAAUGAAGACUCAAGCUGCGAAGAUCGGAACCAAUCGAAGGAUGAUACAAGAAUCGUCUGGCAGUCUGAUGGAAUUCAAUUCAAUGAAUGCAACUCAGAAGAACUCAACGAACCAAAGUGGCAGAAGUGCAUCGAUGAGGGAGACAGGCUUCUUGCUGAGGCAAGAGAAAAUCCUCAAUACUGUGUAGCCUUUGGGAAUAAGGCUGACAUUUCAUACCAAGAGGCUCUAUCUGGAAAUGGAAACAAUCCAAGGAUUGUGUCAUUGACGUCCCGCAAGUUUCUUACGCUUGAGUCGUUCAUAUUGCUGAGCGAUGCAGCGGACCCAGAAACUCGUUAUGAUAAACUGAAAGAAGCUCUAACGAGCGCAAGUCGAUGCGUUCAGGAUGGGAAUGUCAGUGCGCUAGGAAAGAAAUGGAUUGAAGAGGUUCUUGCUACGACUGUAAACAUAGUCUACAAAUCAUUGAGAUGCAGCAAUCACAUCUCUAAAGAUACGAAGAAGUCUGUUGACAUUUGCUGGGAGUUUGCAUAUGAUUCAAACAUUGAUGCUUUAGUUCGGAUUAUCUGUGGUCUUGCCUACAUUGAGUACGCCUGUGACGAAUGCAAAAAGCUCCACGACCUAGAAUGUUCGUACAAAUUGAUCCAGCUGACUCCAGACCUUGUGAACAUGAUUGAUGAAUUACUCAGAAAUCUUCCAAUGACCAAGGGCUUCGAGAAAUCUUUCAUGGAGAUUAAGACUUUGCAAAAAGACAGCAUGGCCAGAACAAGCAGUCUGAUGUUACUCUCGCAGGGAAGGAGUCAUUACAAGGAUGCUCGGAACGGGGACAUGGACAUGAAUGCUGUCUGCGACGCUCUUGUAGCUUUCAGGUCCGGCAUCGAGGCAACAGCAGGACUUUGUCCAGAGAUUCAAGCAGAGCUGCUCUCUGAGAUAGGGAAAGUGUAUGAAGAGAUCUUUCACUUCCAAGAUGCAGCACAAGACGCUUUUUCUCGAUGCAAAAAACUGGCUGAUGGGUGCUAUCCACAAGUCUUCUGUGAGUUGGAUUGGUACCAAAGAGCAGAGCAAGCAUUGAAGCAAGAACAGAUGGACGAUGAAAGAUCAGCUGAAGAUGCUCGAUUCCUGAUGGAGCUGGCUCCCGAGCUGAAAGUCCUCAAACAACACAAUAAAUGCUUGAAAGAUGUUUUGAAGUUUGUCAUCGAGCGGUAUCAACCGAAGGGGAUCAAGUAUAAGGAACACGCUGGAGAUGCGGAGAAGGAGGACGACUUCUACAUGGAAAUGCUGAAGAAUGUUCUGGGUGCUCUCCAUAACGCCAAGGACACGUCGAACAAGGAUCAGGUUCGAAACCAACAGAUCACUUUGACUCUACUCCAGUACAUCGAUCGUCAUGCUAAGGGUAUGUGA